AUGACAGAGAACAAUCAGGAGGCGCGCACCCAAUCAAAUGGCCUAUCACUUGUUUGGAUUAUGAAAAAAUAUACAAAAAAGGUGAUUAAGCUACCGCGGAGUACUUAUAAAAAGGUUAAAAAGGGCGUAAAGUAUAUAGCUAAAAAAACAUUCUCAGUGUUUAAGAGAUCAAAAAAAGAUAGGCAGAAUAGGGGCUCUUUAUCGAAGCCAGUAGGCUCAGAAGGAAACAAAUCAAGCGUGGUGGCUCCAGCUGCUACUAAUGGACCUGAAAAAACUCGUAUAUACUCGACGAAGUUUGAAGGCUCAAGGCGUGCACACCUCAUGUGCGAGGAACAAAGUAAGCAGAUAAUUGGCGAUAUAAUGAAUGAUACUUGCAAAUACAUCCAUAAGAUCGAAAGAAUCGUCAAGAAUAACACACGAAACUCAAUUGAUGCUCACAUCCCCUUGGCAAUACUAAAGUACAUGCGCGCCAAUGAACUUAAGAUCUCAAUAGAGCUGGAAGCUGCAGAGAUAAAGUACAUUGAAAACGCUCUCAAAGAGAAACAAUUCUCCAAUGAAAGCGUACCUAGAAGAAUGCCCACAAACAUACGAACAAAAAACUGCAUAUUAGAAGAGCUACAGCCUACCCUCUAUCUAAAAUACCUCUUUGCUCACAGCCCAGUUCUUCGAAAAAGCUAUACCUCUCUAUACAACACCGUAUCCGCCUCAUUGACAGUGCGGUCGCCUGGCGCAACCCAUGCAGUGGACGAUGUUGUCUUGUAUAUAGAAGUGACUAGACAGGUUAAGAUACAUAUAGUAGAAAAAAUAUCUAGACUCAAAAGAACAAGCUGCAACUUUGUGCUCUAUUCGUGCAAAACAGCGCCUUCAAAUUUGGAGUAA
Nematocida ausubeli is the source of this 879-nucleotide messenger RNA. RefSeq lists its product as uncharacterized. Lineage: Eukaryota; Fungi; Microsporidia. Bases 1 to 879 code for a protein of 292 amino acids. The record is from RefSeq and is a predicted model, not a curated record. The transcript has a single exon.